AAGAUCUUCAAAAAAAAAAAAAAAAGAAGAAGAAGAAAGAAAGUGAAGCAUGGGAUCUCGUUCGUAUCAUUUAGGCAUCUUGACAAUACUUAUUCUCAGCAGCACUGUUGUGGUGACCUGUGUCGGCCACUCACAAUCACAUGAUAAAAAACGUAAUAUCGUGCCCUUAUUCGUCCUAGGCGAUUCAAUAUUUGAUCCCGGCAACAAUAACUACAUCAACACAAUUGGCAAGGCUAAUUAUUCGCCCUAUGGCCAAACCUUUUUUAAGCACCCAACUGGUAGAUUUUCCGAUGGUCGCAUUAUCCCUGAUUUUAUUGCUGAAUUUGCCAAGUUACCACUGAUUCCACCAUAUUUACAGCCCGGAAACCAUGAGUUUAGAUAUGGGGUCAACUUUGCAUCUGCAGGGUCUGGUGUUAUGCCUGAAAUUAACCAAGGAAUGACUAUAGACCUUCAAACUCAGCUUAGAUAUUUCAAGAAUGUAAGCGGUGAAUUGAGGCAGAGACUAGGAGAAACAGAGGCCAAAGCUUUGCUCUCCAGAGCUGUGUACUUAUUUAGUGCUGGAAGCAAUGACUACGUAUUCCCUUUCACAAUAAACUCCACUGUUCUUCGAACCUAUUCUCACCAAGAAUAUGUAGGACUCGUAAUAGGCAACAUUAGUUCAGUCAUUCAGGAAAUAUAUAAACUUGGAGGAAGAAAAUUUGGGUUCUUAAAUUUGUGGCCUUUGGCUUGUGUACCAUACAUGAGAGUGAUUGAAGUGGACAAAAAUGGUGCUUGUUUUGAUCAAAUUACACCAUAUAUACAACUGCACAACAGAGCAAUUUCCAAGCUCCUUCACAAACUACAAUAUGAGCUCCAUGGUUUCAAAUACUCCUCUAUUGACUUCUACUCAUUUCUCAAAGAAAGAAUGGAUCACCCUUCUAAAUAUGGUUUCAAGGAAGGAAUGGUAGCUUGCUGUGGCAGUGGACCGUACAGAGGAGUUUUGAGCUGUGGAGGGAAGAGAGGUGUGAAAGAGUAUGAGUUGUGCGAGAAUCCUAGUGAAAAUCUUUUCUUUGAUUCUGGUCAUCUCACAGAUAGGGCUUACCAUCAAUUUUCCGUACAAGCUUGGAGUGGAAGAGACCCCAGUUUCAUAGCGCCUUAUAAUCUCAAAUCAUUAUUUGAAUUUAAUUAAAGCAGUAGAAGAAAAUAACAACAUAUAUAAAUAUUUAUAUUUAUGUAUGCUAGCAAAUUAAAUAAUGUUGCAUCAUCAUGCAUGAUCUAUAUAUAUUAUUAAAUAAUAUUGUUAUAUAUGAUGAGCUCAAUGGAUGGAUGUUUCUAAUAA
Molecule: messenger RNA, 1318 nt
Organism: Humulus lupulus (European hop)
Lineage: Eukaryota; Viridiplantae; Streptophyta; Magnoliopsida; Rosales; Cannabaceae
Product: GDSL esterase/lipase 1-like
Exons: 5
Coding region: 50-1168 (372 amino acids)
Molecular function (GO): hydrolase activity, acting on ester bonds
Source: RefSeq, a predicted model, not a curated record